AUGGUGCUGGCCUGGUGCCACGCUGUACUGGGCCCACGUGGGGGUGUGCUGGUGCUGCACACAGUGGCCAGGGUCGCGGCUCUGCCUCUCAAGGCCCAGCUGACGGGGUGCUGGGGGUGGGUCCCAGGGCCCCGCUCCCCGUGCUGCUCCCCUGUGGCCGUGUCGCAGCCUCCGGCAUUGAUCCUUAAUUCGGCCGCCUGCCCCACGUGGUUCGAGCACGUCAGCAUGCUGGUCAUCAUGCUCAACUGCGUGACCCUGGGCAUGUUCCGGCCCUGUGAGGACGUCGAGUGCCAGUCAGAGCGCUGCAGCAUCCUGGAGGCCUUCGACGACUUCAUCUUUGCCUUCUUCGCGGUGGAGAUGAUCAUCAAGAUGAUUGCCCUGGGCCUCUUUGGGCAGAAGUGCUACCUGGGGGACACGUGGAACAGGCUGGAUUUUUUCAUCGUCAUGGCGGGCAUGAUGGAAUACUCACUGGACGGACACAACGUGAGCCUCUCGGCCAUCCGGACAGUGCGCGUGCUGCGGCCCCUGCGCGCCAUCAACCGUGUGCCCAGCAUGCGGAUCUUGGUCACGCUGCUGCUGGACACUCUGCCCAUGCUCGGGAAUGUCCUUCUGCUUUGCUUCUUCGUCUUCUUCAUUUUCGGUAUCGUCGGCGUACAGCUGUGGGCCGGCCUGCUUCGGAACCGCUGCUUCCUGGACAGCACCUUUGCCAGAAACAACAACCUCAGCUUCCUGCGGCCGUACUACCAGACGGAGGAGGGCGAGGAGAACCCCUUCAUCUGCUCCUCGCGCCGAGACAACGGCAUGCAGAAGUGCUCGCACAUCCCCAGCCGCCGGGAGCUGCGCGUGGAGUGCACGCUGGGCUGGGAGGCUUACGGGCAGCCACAGGCCGAGGGUGCAGCAGGCACCGCCCACAACGCUUGCAUCAACUGGAACCAGUAUUACAACGUGUGCCGCUCAGGCGGUUCCAACCCCCACAACGGCGCCAUCAACUUUGACAACAUCGGCUAUGCCUGGAUUGCCAUCUUCCAGGUGAUCACGCUGGAGGGCUGGGUGGACAUAAUGUACUACGUCAUGGAUGCCCAUUCCUUCUACAACUUCAUCUACUUCAUUUUGCUCAUCAUUGUGGGCUCCUUCUUCAUGAUCAACCUGUGCCUGGUGGUGAUUGCCACACAGUUCUCGGAGACCAAGCAGCGGGAGAACCAGCUCAUGCGGGAGCAGCGCGCGCGGUACCUGUCUGAUGACAGUACACUGGCCAGCUUCUCGGAGCCGGGCAGCUGCUACGAGGAGCUGCUCAAGUACGUGGGCCACAUCUGCCGCAAGGUCAAGAGACGCACGCUGCGCCUCUACGCUCGCUGGCAGAGCCGCUGGUGCAAGAAGGUGGACCCUAGCAGCGCCCCGCAUGGCCAGGGCCCCGGGCGCCGGCCGAGGCGGGCGGGGAGGCACACGGCCUCCGUGCACCACCUGGUCUACCACCACCACCACCACCACCACCACCACUACCACUUCAGCCAUGGCAGCCCACGCCGGCCCGGCCCCGGGGACACCAGGCUAGUGCCGGCCGGGGCCUUGCCCUCACCGCCCUCGCCGGGCCGUGGGCCCCCUGACGCCGAGUCGGUGCACAGUGUGUACCACGCGGACUGCCACGUGGAGGGGCCACAAGAGAGGGCCCGGGUGGCACACGCCACAGGCACGGCAGCCGCCAGCCUCAAGGUGGCCACGGGGCUGGGUGCCAUGAACUACCCCACCAUCCUGCCCUCGUCCAUAGGGGGCAGCAAAGGUGGUACCGGCCCCGGGCCCAAGGGGAAGCGGGUCAGCGGGCCUCCAGGUGCCGGAGAGCACAGCCCCCUGAGCCUGAGGGGCGCCGACCCCUAUGAGAAGAUCCAGCAUUUGGUCGGGGAACAUGGACUGGGCCGGACCCCCAGCCGCCUGUCGGGCCUGAGUGUGCCCUGCCCCCUGCCCAGCCCCCAGGCGGGCACGCUGACCUGCGAGCUGAAGAACUGUCCGUAUUGCACCAGCGCCCUGGAUGACCCUGACUUCGAGCUCAGUGACUCUGAGAGCGGAGGCUCGGAAGGCAACAUGGUGUAUGAGUUCACACAGGAUGUGCGGCACGGUGACCACCGCGACCCCAUGCAGUUCCCCCCGGCAGCAGAUGCACCAAGCCAGGGCAGUGCACGGCCGCGGGCGCAGCGGCGGGCGGCCCCGGGCGAGCAGGGCGGGCUUGGCCACGUCUGGGCCACCUUUAGUGGCAAGCUGUGCCGAAUCGUGGACAGCAAGUACUUCAACCGCGGCAUCAUGGUGGCCAUCCUCACCAACACACUGAGCAUGGGCGUUGAGUACCACGAGCAGCCCGAUGAGCUGACCAGUGCCCUGGAGAUCAGCAACAUCGUGUUCACCAGCAUGUUCGCCCUGGAGAUGCUGCUGAAGCUGCUGGCAUGCGGCCCGCUGGGCUAUAUCCGGAACCCCUACAACAUCUUUGACGGCAUCAUCGUGGUCAUCAGCGUCUGGGAGAUCAUCGGGCAGGCGGACGGUGGCCUGUCGGUGUUGCGGACCUUCCGGCUGCUGCGUGUGCUGAAGCUGGUGCGUUUCAUGCCCGCCCUGCGGCGUCAGCUGGUGGUGCUCAUGAAGACCAUGGAUAACGUGGCCACCUUCUGCAUGCUGCUCAUGCUCUUCAUAUUCAUCUUCAGCAUCCUGGGCAUGCAUCUCUUUGGCUGCAAGUUCAGCCUGACGACAGACACCGGAGACACGGUCCCCGACAGGAAGAACUUUGACUCCCUGCUGUGGGCCAUUGUCACCGUGUUCCAGAUCCUCACCCAGGAGGACUGGAACGUCGUCCUCUACAAUGGCAUGGCUUCCACCUCCUCCUGGGCCGCUCUCUACUUCGUGGCGCUGAUGACCUUCGGCAACUACGUGCUCUUCAACCUGCUGGUGGCCAUCCUGGUGGAGGGCUUCCAGGCAGAGGGGGACGCCAACAGGUCCGACACGGAUGAAGACAAGACAUCCACCCACUUGGAGGAGGAUUUUGACAAGUUCCGGGAUCUCCGGGCCACGGAGAUGAAGAUGUACUCUCUGGCUGUGACCCCCAACGGGCACCUGGAGGGCCGCGGCAGCCUGCCCCCUCCCCUCAUCAUGCGCACAGCGGCCACGCCCAUGCCCACCCCCAAGAGCUCCCCACACCUGGACCCGGCCCCCAGCCUCCUGGACUCGCGGCGUGGCAGCAGCAGCUCUGUGGACCCACAGCUGGGCGACCAGAAGUCGCUGUCCAGCCUCCGAAGCUCGCCGUGUGCCCACUGGGGCCCCAACAGUGCCCGGAGCAGCCGGCGCUCAAGCUGGAACAGCCUGGGCCGCGCACCCAGCCUCAAGCGGCGGAGCCAGUGCGGGGAGCGUGAGUCUCUGCUGUCCGGGGAGGGCAAGGGUAGCACAGACGAGGAAGCGGAGGAUGGCAGGCCCGGGGCAGGGGCCUCUCCGGGGACACGCCCCACCCCACUGCGGCGCUCCGAGUCCCUGGACCACCGCAGCACCCUGGACCUGCGGCCCCCACGGCCGGCCGCACUGCUGCCCACCAAGUUCCACGACUGCAACGGGCAGGUGCUGGCCCUGCCCAGUGAGUUCUUCCUGCGCAUCGACAGCCACAAGGAGGAUCCAGCUGAGUUUGACGACGACAUGGAGGAUAGUUGUUGCCUGCGCCUGCACAAGGUGCUGGAACCCUACAAGCCUGCGUGGUGUCGUAGCCGGGAGCCCUGGGCCCUGUACCUCUUCUCUCCGCAGAACAGGUUCCGGGUCUCCUGCCAGAAGAUCAUCGCUCACAAGAUGUUCGAUCAUGUGGUCCUGGUCUUCAUCUUCCUCAACUGCGUCACCAUCGCCCUAGAGAGGCCCGACAUCGACCCGGGCAGCACCGAGCGCGUCUUCCUCAGCGUUUCCAACUACAUUUUCACGGCGAUUUUCGUGGCCGAGAUGAUGGUGAAGGUGGUGGCCCUGGGCCUGGUCUCCGGCGAGCACGCCUACCUGCAGAGCAGCUGGAAUGUGCUGGACGGGCUGCUGGUCCUGGUGUCCCUGGUCGACAUCGUCGUAGCCAUGGCCUCAGCCGGUGGCGCCAAGAUCCUGGGCAUCCUGCGUGUGCUGCGUCUGCUGCGGACGCUGCGGCCCCUGAGGUAG
Molecule: messenger RNA, 4152 nt
Organism: Leptonychotes weddellii (Weddell seal)
Lineage: Eukaryota; Metazoa; Chordata; Mammalia; Carnivora; Phocidae
Source: RefSeq, a predicted model, not a curated record